Lathyrus sativus (Indian pea) is the source of this 1398-nucleotide messenger RNA. The record is from the annotation of a GenBank genome assembly. Lineage: Eukaryota; Viridiplantae; Streptophyta; Magnoliopsida; Fabales; Fabaceae.
AUGGGUCUUUUUCAUGGAUUAUUACUACUACUAGGUUUGGUUUUGAAUUUGGCGUUUCUCUCUAAUGGAGGUACUACUAGUGUUUUUGUUAGGAAUGUUGAGAAGGCCGUUGAUAUGCCACUUGAUAGCGAUGUUUUUGCUGUUCCUUCUGGGUAUAAUGCUCCCCAACAGGUUCAUAUAACACAAGGUGAUCUUGUGGGGAAAGCGGUUAUUGUUUCGUGGGUGACUGAGGAUGAACCGGGGUCGAGUGCUGUGCGUUACUGGCGUGAGAGUAGCAAGCAAAAGAAGCUUGCUAAAGGGAAAUUUGUUACUUAUAGCUUCUUCAAUUAUACAUCUGGUUUUAUUCAUCAUGCUACUAUAAGGAAUUUGGAGUAUGAUACAAAAUAUUAUUAUGAGGUUGGACUUGAAAACACAACAAGGAAGUUUUGGUUUACAACUCCUCCAGAAAUUGGUCCUGAUGUUCCAUACACAUUUGGUCUCAUAGGGGAUCUUGGUCAGAGCUUUGAUUCAAACAAGACACUUUCUCAUUAUGAAUUGAACACGAGAAAAGGGCAAACAGUGUUGUUUGUUGGAGAUCUUUCUUAUGCAGAUAACUACCCGAAUCAUGACAAUGUUAGGUGGGAUACUUGGGGAAGGUUUGCAGAGAGGAGUGUUGCUUAUCAACCCUGGAUAUGGACCGUUGGAAACCAUGAAAUUGAUUUUGCUCCGGAAAUUGGAGAAACAAAACCAUUCAAGCCUUUUUCUCACCGAUACCGUACUCCUUAUAAAGCAUCACAAAGUACUUCACCCUUUUGGUAUUCUAUCAAAAGAGCUUCAGCACACAUCAUUGUCUUGGCCUCAUAUUCAGCAUACGGAAAAUAUACACCGCAAUACAAAUGGCUUGAACAGGAGCUACCAAAAGUUAACAGAACAGAAACUCCUUGGUUGAUUGUUCUCAUGCAUUCACCUUGGUAUAAUAGCUACAACUAUCAUUAUAUGGAAGGUGAAACAAUGAGAGUAAUGUACGAGCCAUGGUUUGUUAAGUACAAAGUUGAUGUUGUGUAUGCUGGCCAUGUCCAUGCCUAUGAACGUUCUGAACGUGUCUCGAAUGUUGCGUAUAAUAUUGUAAAUGGUAUUUGCACUCCUAUAAAAGAUGAAUCAGCUCCUGUAUACAUAACCAUUGGAGAUGGAGGGAACCUUGAAGGCUUAGCAACCAACAUGACAGAACCACAACCAGCUUACUCAGCAUUCAGAGAAGCCAGUUUUGGACAUGCCAUAUUUGAUAUAAAGAACAGAACACAUGCUCACUAUAGCUGGCACAGGAAUCAAGAUGGUGAAAAUGUUGAGGGUGAUUCUCUUUGGUUUUUCAAUAGAUUUUGGAACCCGGUUGAUGAUUCCUCAGCUCAUGUUUCCCAUUAA